AUGUAUCAUCCAAAAUUUCACAAGACCAAUAAGGGUUUUGAAUGUAAGGAAUGUGGGAAAGUAUUUAGUCAGCUUUCAGACCUCUCUAGACGUGAAAGAAUUCACAGUGAAGAGAGGCCUUAUGAAUGUAAGGAAUAUGGGAAAGCAUUUAGUCAGCUUGCAGACGUCUCUAGACAUGAAAGAAUUUCCAGUGGAGAGAGGCCAUAUGAGUGUAGAGAAUGUGGGAAAGCAUUUCAUAAGCCUGCCAACCUUUGCAUGCGCAGAAGAAUUCACAGUGGAAAGAGGCCCUAUGAAUGUCAGGAAUGUGGAAAAGCAUUCCAGCAGCCCUCAACCCUCCUUAUGCAUAAAAGAUUUCACAGUGGAGAGAGGCCCUAUGAAUGUAAGGAAUGUGGGAAAGCAUUUAAAUGGCCCUCACACCUCUCCAGGCAUAAAAGAAUUCACACAGGAGAGAGGCCCUAUGAAUGUAAAGAAUGUGGGAAAGCAUUUAAAAGGCCCUCACACCUCUCCAGACAUAAAAGAAUCCACACAGGAGAGAGGCACUAUGAAUGUAAGGCAUGUGGGAAAGUGUUUAAACGGCCCGCAAACCUCUCCAGACAUCAAAGAAUUCACACAGGAGAGAAGCAGUAUGAGUGUAAGGAAUGUGGGAAAGCGUUUAAAUGGACCUCACACCUAUACAGACAUAAAAGAAUUCACAAGGGAGAGAGGCCUUAUGAAUGUAAGGAAUGUGGGAAAGCAUUUAAUGAGCUUUCACACCUCACCAUACAUACAAGAAUUCACACUGGAGAGAGGCCCUAUGAAUGUAAGGAAUGUGGGAAAGCAUUUAGUCAGCUCUCAACCCUCCUUAUACAUAAAAGAAUUCACAGUGGAGAGAAGCCAUAUGAAUGUAAGGAAUGUGGGAAAGCAUUUAAGGAGUCCUCAACCCUGCUUAUACAUAAAAGAAUUCACAGUGGAGAGAAGCCAUAUGAAUGUAAGGAAUGUGGGAAAGCAUUUAGUCAACUGUCAUAUCUCUCUGCACAUGAAAGCAUUCACAGUGGAGACAGGCCCUAUAAAUGUAAGGAAUGUGGGAAAGCAUUUGGUAACCUUUCAAACCUCUAUAGACAUGAAAGAACUCACAGUGGAGAGAGGCCCUAUGAAUGUAAGGAAUGUGGGAAAGCAUUUAGUUACCUUUCAAACCUCUCCAGACAUAAAAGAAUUCACAGUGGAGAGAAGCCAUAUGAAUGUAAUGAAUGUGGGAAAGCAUUUAGUUACCUUUCAAACCUCUCUAGACAUGAAAAAAAUCACAGUGGAGAGAGGCCCUAUGAAUGUAAGGAAUGUGGGAAAGCGUUUAAACUGACCUCAUACCUAUACAGUCAUAAAGGAAUUCACACUGGAGAGAGGCCUUAUGAAUGUAAGGAAUGUGGGAAAGCAUUUAAUGAGCUUUCAUACCUCACCAUACAUACAAGAAUUCACACUGGAGAGAGGCCAUAUGAAUGUAAGGAAUGUGGGAAGGCAUUUAGUUUUUGUUCCUCUUUGCUCUCUUUACAUAAAAGAAUUCACAGUGGAGAGAAGCCCUAUAAAUGUAAGGAAUGUACUAAAGCAUUUCGUAAGCCAUCACACCUCUCUAGACAUAAAAGAAUUCACACUGGAGAGAGGCCCUAUAUAUGCGACGGUAGCCGCUUUCUGGACCCGAGCAGCGGGGAGGGCCCUGCGUCUUUCCGGGCGGGAGCAGGUCUCCAGCGCGGGACACGGAGAACUCGUCCAGUCCAUGUGUCUGGGGCAGGAAAGUGA
Molecule: messenger RNA, 1767 nt
Organism: Orycteropus afer afer
Lineage: Eukaryota; Metazoa; Chordata; Mammalia; Tubulidentata; Orycteropodidae
Source: RefSeq, a predicted model, not a curated record